Messenger RNA from Dreissena polymorpha, 6650 nucleotides. Its product is annotated as murinoglobulin-2-like. The record is from RefSeq and is a predicted model, not a curated record. Lineage: Eukaryota; Metazoa; Mollusca; Bivalvia; Myida; Dreissenidae. Gene Ontology annotation, molecular function: endopeptidase inhibitor activity. Gene Ontology annotation, cellular component: extracellular region. The transcript has 37 exons. Bases 468 to 5846 code for a protein of 1792 amino acids.
UAACGCCACAUUCACGUCGUUGUUUUCAUUUCUCUGCUAACUGAUAAGCCACUGGAGCCAAGAUUGUACGUACACACUUCAUGUACAUCAAAACAUUCUUGAUAUUGUGUUUUCCUGGAUUUGAAAGAAGUGUUUACUUUAAGUUUCAUUCAAUUUGAUAAUUCAAAGAGGAUGGUUUCAAAGAUAAGGCGUAUAUUGUUUCUUACCAUCGUCAAACAAGCAGUUGGCAAGAUACGAAAUUGAAGAAAUUCAGCCUUUAACGUUGCUUUUAUAAAAGUGCAUGUAUAUCCCGAAUUCACAUAGACUUAGUCAACAGCUGGUGUUUGUGGCUUGCAAAACUAAAAACAACAUGUGCAGGCGUUAAUAACAUUCAAUGUGAAGAUCGCUUACAACAGCCACACCCGAAACAACAAAACAGUUCUCACAGUGAAUUGAACGUUGGAAGGUUACAUCAUUCACACUUCGCAAUGAAUUUAAAUUCUUUGAUAAGUAUAUCAGUGGCAGCGUUACUCUUUGUUGGUGGAUUUGUUGGCGUAACGAGCAGAAGCGGCUUUUUACUGACGCUACCACAAGAGAUUCAAAAAGGAGCCGAAGAACGAUUCUGCCUGACCCUUUACAAUGUGACGGGCGACUUUCGGCUUGGGGUCAAUAUCUCGUGCUACGGCAGGGAAUUUCACAGAGAAGAGAGUGUGUUCAGUGAUGGAUCAAAUAGUUGUUUUGUUUGGAGGAUUCCCGAAUCAUUAACAGCUGGAACAUGUGACCUUCGCAUUUCUGGCAGCAGUAGGGAUUAUGAGGUCAGUGAAAAGCGUACAGUGGAGGUGGUGGACUCACAUCAGAUCACCUUCAUACAGACAGACAAACCAGUGUACAAGCCCAGUGAAACAGUCAGGUUCCGUAUAUUGACAGUAACGCAAGACCUACUUCCUGUUUUAAAUGAGGUCGGAAGAGUCAUAGUAGUUGACCCAAAUGGAGUGUACAUGAAACAAUGGACAGACCUGCCUGUACAAACAGGUCUGUUAAGUCUGGACUAUCGCCUGUAUGAUGAGCCUGUUCUGGGUGACUGGAGGAUAGAGGCAGAGGUCAAUGGCAGGACCACUCAGCAGAACUUCACCAUCACGAAAUAUGUGCUGCCCAGGUUCCAGAUUCAGGCCACACUUCCUGACAGCCUCACAGUGGCCACCAAGGUCAUCACUGUGAAAGUGUGUGCAAGAUUCACUUUUGGCAAACCAGUUGAGGGAUUCCUCAAUGCUUCUGUCUGCCUUCACAAUGUAGAGCCCAACUGGUUUUGUAUCGACCAGCAGAGACCAUGCGUGUCUAUUCAGUCAAAGAUUGAUGGAUGCCACAAGUUUGAUAUUGACACCAGUCUGUUGAACAUUACGCUGCGUAAAUACUCGCUGCUGUGCAAACCCCAGAUCAGACUGGUUGCAAAUGUCACAGAGAGGAAUAGCGGUAUUGUUGUGCGGGAAACAUUUGAUGGAGUCGGCGUAUGGGAGGAGAGAGUGAGGAUGCACAUUCAUGCCAACAAACAUUUCAAACCUUUCUUUCCUUAUAUUGGGAAGGUGUAUGUGUGGAAACCAGAUGGCUUGCCCGCAGUCAGUGAAGACAUUUCCUUGAAUAUUGAUCAACUUGGCAUUAGGGUUACCCUGACUACUGACAGCACUGGGCAUGCCCAUUUCACACUUCACAAUUUGACCACGGCAACAUCAUACUUUGUAAUAAAUGCCCAGACACUGGAUUCAGAGAACACAGACCAGAAACUGUACACCAUCUACCCUGCCAAGACGAAGAGGCAUGUGAAACAGUGGUAUUCCCCAACCUCGACCUAUAUUGACCUCUACGUGACCCCCAGGGAGCGUCGUAAUUGCGGGGACAAUGUUAACAUUAACAUGGCCUUCUCUGAGGGGCCAGAUGCACAGAUAGUGGCUGCAUACUAUCAGCUGAUUUCUAAAGGAAACACUCUCAAAAUCGAAGACAUCACAGACAACAUUCGAUUCAGCAGGAAAUACACAAUGAAAACCCAAGGCACUAUAUUGACCCCAAAGAAACCAGUGGAGGAUGAAGAUAGCUCUGAGGAGGAGGACUCUGAUUUGGAGGAGAACGUUGCAGUCGCUGGACCGCCACAUUUAGGGGCAGCCUUUGGGCCCCCUGGGACAGAGGGGGGAAGCAUGGGACCCCCUGGGACCAGUGGGGUUGAUACUCAGGCUGAGGCUCAGGGUCGUGCCCAAGUAGCCCCUAUAGAGUCCCUGGGGCUUGAUGAAUCUAAAGGAGUAGGUACAAAGAUAGAUGACUCCAGCAUCAAGCGCCUGAUGCAGCCACCAAGUCAGCGAGAGUUCACAAUCAAGGUGGUCCUCUCAGAGGUCAUGACCCCACGGGUCAGGGUGUUGGUCUACAUGGUAACAGACACUGGGGAAGUGGCGGCAGACUCCAUAUAUCUGGACAUUCUUCACUGUCAUAGGAAUAAGGUGAAGAUGUCGUUCGACAAAGGCAACGCUCGUCCCGGUGAGCCUGUGGAGAUGACCAUAACAGCCACUCCCCACUCCCUGUGCACGGCCAGCAUGGUGGACAAGGGCGUGUACCUGGUGGGCGGGGUGAACCUGCUGCUACCCAGUCACCUUGACGACACGCUGGAACGGUACGACCUCACCUCGGACUUUGUCAACGACUGGCAGUACUGCUCUGAUACGUCUGUUUUGCCUCCUGAUUUCUCCAAUGCUGAAGGUCCCCCAUUUUCCCCAGGGACCCACCCCCUGGAUGACUGGUUGGACAGCGACUAUAGCCCGCUGUUGAGGAAGAGGCGCUCCAUCAUGCAGUACAACAGCAAUAUGUAUGACUCUCUACUGGCCUUCAAGACUGCCGGUGUAAUGGUGCUGACUGACCUUGACCUUCUGACCCGACCUUGCCUGCACAGCGGGGAUAAUCUUGGACCCCCGUACCUGCCCAGUGACCCUAAGGGACCAAUCCCGGGGCCAGGGGGAUUCCUGGACCCACUGGAACCCACAGAAGACCCAACAGAUGUGCGACCUCCAGUAACUAUCCUGAGGAAGAAUUUUCCUGAAACAUGGCUGUGGGACCUUUACGAAGUGACUUCAAGUGGUUCUGUCAGUUUUACCCAGACCAUGCCAGACACAGUAACCCAGUGGGUGGGGAACAGUUUGUGCUUGCACGAGUCAGCAGGUCUUGGUAUUUCUGAUGUUGCAAAGGUUACGGGAUUUCAGCCCUUUUUUGUUGACGUGAGCCUUCCGUAUUCCGUUGUCAGAGGGGAAAAUGCUGAGAUCAAAAUAACUGUGUUCAACUAUCUGCCACAUUGCAUAGCUUUACAAGUGGACAUCAGGAAGCAAGCUUGGUUCUCCCUUCUAGCCCAUGAGGAUUGGCAAUUCUGUGUAUGUGCCGGGCAGAGCGUUGCUAAUAGUUACCACAUAGUUCCCAGCGAGAUAGGUGUCCACAUGUUAACGAUAUCGGCCUUUAUUCGUGAGCAUCGGGUUUCCUGUCGUUCCACAGUGGCGCCACCUGGUUACCAUCGUAAACACGUGACUGAACUGGUGGCGCGAAAACUUAUUGUGGAGGCUGAAGGACUUGAGGAAGAACGAACACAGUCUCAGUUCAUUUGCCCACAAGAUAGCCCUGAUGGUGUGCUGGCCUUGUCCUUGACCCCUCAGAUCCCUAGCAGGGACUUCAUCGUCAAUGGUUCCUUAAGGGGCUGGAUAAACAUUGUUGGAGACAUCAUGGGUCCGGCACUGGAGGGUCUCGCUGACCUCAUACAGCUGCCGACUGGUUGUGGAGAGCAGAACCUCGUCAGACUGGCUCCCAACAUUGCAAUCCUGCAGUACCUCACAGCAACCAGUCAACUCACUGACGAUGUGGAACUACGCGCCCUUAAUCAUCUUAAUAAAGGAUACCAACAGCAGCUGAAGUUCAUGCACAAGGACGGUUCGUACAGUGCCUUUGGUGCAGCAGACAACACUGGGUCGACGUGGCUGAGUGCCUUCGUCUUCAAAACGCUCAGUCAGGCGGAGAAUUUCAUCUUCAUUGACCGCAAACAAAUCCAGGCGAAGACUUGGGAGUUUCUCUUAUACCAGCAAGGGGAAGAUGGAUGUUUCUAUGAGUCUGGUAAGGUGCUGGGCAAGUACAUGAUGGGAGGUGUGGGGGCCAACAAAAAGGGCCACAGGCAGGCGCUUACGGCUUACGUGCUUGUGGCCAUGCUGGAAUCCUUCCAGAUGAUGAGAGAACGCACACCUCCGUUCGUUGCUCUAGCCAUUCGUUGUAUCGACGUUGAUGACCUGAACGACACUUAUACCCAGGCUCUGGUGGCCUAUGCCAUGGCGCUGUAUAAACCACAGAGCCAGUUCUCUGAUAUUGUUAUCAACCAACUAUUGGAGAAGGCAGUUAAACAAGAUGCCAUGAUGUUCUGGAGACGUGAAUACCAGCCGGAUAUUUUGUCGGGUCAAGGUCGUGCAGCGUCCGCGGAGGUGGAGAUGACCUCGUACAUUCUGCUGGCAAUUCUCACUAAAGAUGAGCAGGCUCCCAUCAGUAAUGUCAUACCAAUUGUCAGAUGGCUGGCUAGCCAGACAAAUUCCUAUGGAGGAUUUGCCUCAACCCAGGACACUGUGGUGGCUUUACAGGCCUUGUCCCUGUUCAGUCGACGUAUCUACGGUAGCGGCCUGGAUGUCAAGGUCAAUGUACUUGAUAGUUUCGGCUUAGUCAGGGACUUCCAUGUGUCUUCUAGCAACAGAAUUGUGUUGCAGCGUCAGGAUCUGGCACACCCAGACUCAGUGUUGAAGGUCUCUGCAAAAGGGGAAGGUUGUGUGAUGCUACAGUUGACAUCAAGAUAUAACAUAGAGAACAAGGUGAUAAAAGAUAACAGGUUCAACUUGACUGUCAGAACCCCCGUUACCAUGGAGAUUCUCAACAAAAAAUGUCGACGGAGACCAGUUAGCAUUUGCGCUAGUUAUCUAGGCAACAGUGGCCAUAGCAACAUGGUUGUCAUAGAAAUGAAAGUUCCCAGUGGUUGGCAGCCUGAUUUGGACCAGCUUCAAAAUCUGUUGAAUUCUGUUGAACUUGGCAUGAAGAAGUAUGAAGUGGACAGUCCAGCAAGAAACACUAUCAAUUUCUACUUUGACCAGCUGGACACUUUGGCCCGGUGUUUCAGUGUCACGCUGUGGCAAGAAGUGCGUGUGGACAAUAACAAACUAGCUGUGGUCAAGGUCUAUGAUUACUAUGAAACAGGUGAGCAGACAAUGACAUUCUAUGAGAUGUCGGCAUGCUCUCUGGAAGCCGUGGAAACAAUUGACGUGAGCAUUGAGCCCAAAUCUGUUGCACAGACACCAGACGCCAUUCUUCAGACAGACAUACUUGAGCAGCCCAGAUCUGGGGGGAGCAGUGAAAAUGCAGCCUCCACCGGGGAAGUUGUGGAACCAGAAGGAGCAGCCACCAUCGGGGAAGUUGUGGAACCAGAAGGAGCCUCUGCUCCCAAGUUUCCCUUUAAACAGACGUGCCCCAAGUGCUUUAUCACUGGAACAGUGGACCUAAUGGCAAAACUAUGCUCCAGACAAGUGUGGAUUAUUGAGAAAGCUGGUAACCAAGGUAAUGAGUCCCUUACCCUUCAAGUGAUGGCUGCUGAUGGUGUGAGUCCUGAACUUUCAAUCUCCAUGCCAACGGGCUUGCUUUCAUGCCCAAUGUGUGAGCCAUUCUUUGCAGGAAAUGGCUUGAAGAGCAUCGUGUUUCUGGAGCCCUUCGACUGGCAUGCUUUAGGGGCCAACAUCCUGCACGGGUCAAACCAGGUGAUUGUCUGGUCAGAGUCCCUGCAGGAGGCCCUUCUUGGGGCCCUCACCUCCUGUCCACGACCUUGACCUUGAAAACUUGGGGCUUGGACCUAGCCAUAGUGGUGGUUUUGCUUUUCAAUACUGAAACAUUUGUGUGAUAUGUUUUCGUUAACCCAAUCAUUGGUGUAUUUUUUUAAAAUAGCUAUUUACCUGAAAAUCAGAGCAAGUUUUACUACUAGAACUGUCAGUCCUUUGCUUGUAUAUUUCUGUACAUGUAUUGAUAUUUGUGUGCAAUUUACUCUCAAAUAUAGACUAGCUGAUGGUUAAUGUGAGUCAGAUGCAACUAUAUCUUCUUUUAUAUUUAUGCCCCCGCAAUCUUGUAAUGCCGAGGGGUAUAUUAUCGAUUUGCCUGUCCGUUCGUCAAUCCGUCCAUUCUUUGUCCAGCCUUUGAGAAGAACCCAGGAUGACAUGUUUCAUAUAAUAUCAAUGCUGCUUUAACAAAGCAUUGAUACUUGAAUGGAUGUUUUCGUUGAAUAUUCUAAUGGAAACCUCACACAUUGAACUCAUUUCCACAUCGGCAUUGACCUUAUUUUGGAUUAUCACUAAUUGAGUAGAGCCAAAUUAUUUGUUAACCCAAAAUGACACAUUUUAUUUAGUAUCAACAUCGCAUGCUACAAAGCUUUGGUACUUAAAUAGAUGUUAUCUAUGAACACUAUUAAUCUACCCAAAUCACUUUGACCUCAUUUUGACCUUGACAUUGACCUACUUUUGAACUGACACUUCUUCAAAUGGACCAAUGAAUCAAUAUUGACAAUACCUCCACCUGGGGCAUCUGCAUUUAAUGAACACAUUAUUUGUCAUAAAUAAAAAAUAUAUCAAUUUAAGAUUCAA